Otolemur garnettii (small-eared galago) is the source of this 1316-nucleotide messenger RNA. It is a transcript of the gene YEATS4, whose product is annotated as YEATS domain containing 4. The transcript is spliced from 7 exons. Gene Ontology annotation, biological process: regulation of DNA-templated transcription. The record is from RefSeq and is a predicted model, not a curated record. Bases 141 to 824 code for a protein of 227 amino acids. NCBI's taxonomy places the organism in Eukaryota, Metazoa, Chordata, Mammalia, Primates, Galagidae.
CCGCCUCGGCGCUUCGCCGUCCCUCGGCCAGAAGCCUGCGCCUGGGCCCGCGCGGGAGGAGUGGGGGCUCUGAGGGGAACGGCUACCCCGCCCGCCCCGGUCUCUUUUCCUGGCGGCGGCGGCUUCUUUCGUAGGACAAUAUGUUCAAGAGAAUGGCCGAAUUUGGGCCUGACUCCGGCGGGAGAGUGAAGGGGGUUACUAUUGUGAAACCAAUAGUUUAUGGUAAUGUUGCUCGGUAUUUUGGAAAGAAAAGAGAAGAAGAUGGGCACACCCAUCAGUGGACAGUGUAUGUAAAACCGUAUAGAAAUGAGGAUAUGUCAGCAUAUGUGAAGAAAAUCCAGUUUAAAUUACAUGAAAGCUAUGGCAAUCCUCUAAGAGUUGUUACUAAACCACCGUAUGAAAUUACUGAAACAGGAUGGGGUGAAUUUGAAAUAAUCAUCAAAAUAUUUUUCAUUGACCCUAAUGAAAGACCUGUAACCUUAUAUCACUUACUAAAGCUGUUUCAAUCAGACACUAAUGCAAUGCUAGGAAAAAAGACAGUGGUUUCAGAGUUCUAUGAUGAAAUGAUAUUUCAAGACCCAACGGCAAUGAUGCAACAAUUAUUAACAACGUCUCGGCAGCUAACAUUAGGAGCCUACAAGCAUGAAACAGAAUUUGCAGAACUUGAAGUGAAAACCAGAGAAAAAUUAGAAGCUGCCAAGAAAAAAACAAGCUUUGAAAUUGCAGAGCUUAAAGAGAGAUUAAAAGCAAGUCGUGAAACUAUAAAUUGUUUAAAAAAUGAAAUCAGGAAACUAGAAGAAGAUGAUCAGACAAAAGACAUAUAAACAGUUCUGAAGAGAACUUUACAGUAAGCCAGACUGAAAAGAAGGUGGACGUUCAUGGAGAAGUGGACCUAACACAAACGUCAUGGUGUUGCCGGGAGGGUUUUAUAUUCCGUUGCCAACCAUGGAUUGAUUGCUCAGUGGUGGGCUCAGAGUAUUUGUACCAUUCAGGAAAUCCUUGAUGGAGAAUAUAUGUGUGGAAGAAUAGAUGUUGUAUGGAUAUUUUGCCAACCUAUUUUAGGGAAAUUCUGAUGUUAAGCACAAUUUUAAAAAAUUUUUAUUGCAGUAUGUGUCUAGGUUUUCAUCCUUUUGACAGGUAUCAAAAUUUCAUUAUAAAGUAUAACUUGUACAAAUUUUGUACUUCUCUAGUAGUUAGGAUUAGUGAUAAAAAUUAAUGUUUGUAUUUAAUUUCUUCAAAUACUUACUGUCUGCAUCGUACUUCUUUUGUAUCUGGUGUGUCCAGUCAGUGUUUAUUAAAUACAGUUUACAGAUCCU